Messenger RNA from Cricetulus griseus (Chinese hamster), 1047 nucleotides. The record is from RefSeq and is a predicted model, not a curated record. NCBI's taxonomy places the organism in Eukaryota, Metazoa, Chordata, Mammalia, Rodentia, Cricetidae.
AUGGCCACCAGCCUUAGCGCAGACAGCGCGCAGCAGCUGAAACCGCUCUCUACCCAGCAGACAACACUUCUGCUACUGGUCUCUGUCCUGGCCGCCGUGCACUUGGGACAGUGGCUACUGAGACUGUGGCAGCGGAAACCGUGGUCCUCGCCCCCGGGUCCUUUCCCAUGGCCACUGAUAGGAAACGCGGCUUCUGUGGGUCGAGCCUCGCACCUGUACUUCGCUCGCCUUGCGAGGCGUUAUGGCGACGUUUUCCAGAUCCGUCUGGGCAGCUGUCCCGUGGUGGUGCUGAAUGGCCAGAGUGCCAUCCACGAAGCCCUGGUGCAGCAGGGAAACAUCUUCGCGGACCGGCCGCCCUUCGCCUCUUUCAGGGUGGUGUCUGGUGGCCGCAGACAGACCUCCACUGCACUACAAGGCGGCAUGCAAGGAUUAAGCAGCCGCCCUUCCGUCGCUGUCAGAUACCCCGAUGUGCAGGCUCGGGUGCAGGCUGAACUGGACCAGGUUGUGGGGAGGGACCGUCUACCCUGCAUGGGUGACCAGCCCAACCUGCCAUACGUCAUGGCUUUUCUUUAUGAAUCAAUGAGAUUCUCCAGCUUUUUGCCUGUCACCAUUCCUCACGCCACCACUGCCAACACCUUUGUGUUAGGCUACUACAUCCCCAAGAACACGGUGGUUUUUGUUAACCAAUGGUCUGUGAAUCAUGACCCAGUGAAGUGGCCUAACCCAGAGGAUUUUGAUCCAGCCCGAUUCCUGGACAAGGACGGCUUCAUCAACAAGGAACUAGCCAGCAGUGUGAUGAUUUUUUCGGUGGGCAAACGGCGGUGCAUCGGCGAAGAGCUGUCUAAAAUGCUGCUGUUUCUUUUUUUCUCCAUCCUCGCUCAUCAGUGUGAUUUCAAGGCUAAUCAAAAUGAGUCCUCAAACAUGAGUUUCGAAUACGGCCUGACCAUUAAGCCCAAGGCAUUUAAAAUCCAUGUGUCUCUCAGAGAGUCUAUGGAGCUCCUUGAUAGUGCUGUCCAGAAGCUGCAAACUGAGGAGGCUGGCCAGUGA